CCAAAGUUACGAGCUGCAAGUGUGUUCGCGUUCCGUCGAAAUCAAUAACUAGAAUUGCUGUGCUAUUAUAAAAUAUCGGUGUCGCGCCCAACUCAGUUAUAUAAAAAGUGGAAAAGUUAAUAGUCGCGCAUACGCACGUACAUAUAUACAAAUUUAUAUCUUGGAGCUUGUGAUCUAAAUAAAAACGCACACCUAUACAUACAUACAUAUACAUAUGUACAUAUGUAGAAAUUGUAUUUGCAAAGUUAUUGGGAAACAAAUGAAAAUAAAUACACAUUAAAUAUGUCUCGAUCAAUGGAUUCUGAACAUUUCUAAGUGAGCGAGUGUUGAACAUUCGGUAAAAAAAGAGUUUAUCUGCGCUUUUGCAAAAGAAUAAAGAAAAUAACGUCGAGCCAGUUGUACUAUAGACGCCAUUUUUAUUUCCGUAUAUUCCUUUAUACGAAGGUCACAGUAUACAAGCAUACAUACGUGAAACAACAAGCGUAAACGCACAUAUAUAGUACAUACACACAUUUAUUGUUGUGUGUAUAAUUAAAGAAAAAAUACAAAGUUAUACAACCCAAGAAUAUUAAACAAACAAAGCAAACGCUAAUAACAAACAACAGUGAAUCAUCACUAAUAGAGCCAGUGGUAAAACUAAAUUGAACGGAAAAAUUUGUGUGAGUGUAAUGUUAAUGAAUCUGUGCAGACAACAAAUUUACAUCAACAUCAUACAAAAGAGAGUAGCGGUAAAAAAGAGAAUAGCAGUGCAUCCGAGUACCAUGUUUAGAAACUUCAAAGUCCAUCAUACGAUUCCUUUCUGGGCCAUGCAUGGAUUAAUAGCCAGUCAACAAAGAAUAAUUAAAACGCCGAUAAGACCGUGCUGUGCCUAAUUUCUUCAUAGUCAUCCUGUUUCUUCACGAACAUACUCAAGUUUCGUUGUCCAGUCACCUGCGUAGACCAACUCGUACGUUCUCUUGCACUUUGAGAUAUAUUCUUGGCAACCGAGAGUCGUCUUGAUCAAUCCAAUCAUGAAGCUGCUGGAGAGCUCACGCUUCGAGGCCAUUAACAAUGCACUGUCCAUCCAGACAGGUGGCAUCACAAUUUUUGGACGCAUCGAAAGCUACUCAUGCAAAAUGGUUGCUGCUGAGAAGACGUUGUAUAAGCGCUUCACAGCUGAGACACACGGUCACGAUUUGCAGGCCUUGUCUCCCCCGCAGACAUUGUCGGACUUUUCGCCCAAUUUUCAUCGCAACAACAGCCAGUCGGGUGAUGAGGGGGUCAUUCUUUGCGACACAAUCUCUCGCAAAACAUUGUUUUACUUGAUUGCUACAUUAAAUGCUUCAUUUGAGCCCGAUUAUGAUUUUUCGGAAGCUAAGUCGCAUGAGUUUAGCAAGGAACCAUCCUUGCAGUGGGUGAUGAAUUCUGUUCACUCAAAUUUAUCAGCUUUGGCUGGUGAUCAAUAUCAGGUUUUACGUCAACCAUUAUGGUCAGCCGUGGAUGACGAGGUCAACCUAUCAGAAUGCGACAUAUACAGCUAUAAUCCGGACCUAAGCUCUGAUCCCUUUGGCGAGCCCGGUUGCCUAUGGUCAUUCAACUAUUUCUUUUAUAACAAGAAGCUCAAACGCAUUGUUUUCUUUACCAGCCGUGCCGUUAACUCGCUUUAUGCUGGGGAAACUUCAGAUUUUUCAAUGGAAGAAGACUAUUAAUCAGAGAAGGAUUGUCUUCACACAAACAUUUGUCAUUUGCUCUGACUUUUUUUUAUUCCUAUUCUUAAUAUUUGCGUUAGCAUUAGUAACGCACUUUCGGUGUAUGAUUUGUACUAAGAACAAACACCUUAAAUUAAUUUUUUUUUGCAUACAAUUCUCAACACGCAUCACCUUGUAUGUAUCUACUUAAGAACAGUAAAAGUAGGUACACGUUUAAUGUUUAAUCAAGUAUUUUAUUCAAAACAAUAUGAAUUGUAAUUCGCUAUGAAAUUAAAAAUAG
Drosophila busckii is the source of this 1968-nucleotide messenger RNA. It is a transcript of the gene Maf1, whose product is annotated as repressor of RNA polymerase III transcription MAF1 homolog. The record is from RefSeq and is a predicted model, not a curated record. Bases 1011 to 1688 code for a protein of 225 amino acids. The transcript is spliced from 4 exons. Lineage: Eukaryota; Metazoa; Arthropoda; Insecta; Diptera; Drosophilidae. Gene Ontology annotation, molecular function: RNA polymerase III core binding. Gene Ontology annotation, cellular component: nucleus. Gene Ontology annotation, biological process: negative regulation of transcription by RNA polymerase III.